UAGUGUUUGGGUGGUUGUCGGGCUGUUCACCGGUGCAGGGUGUCGGCGUCGCUUGGUGGGCACCGAGGUGACGGAGCGAAAAGCGGGAGGAGAGAAGUUGGGCCCGCUGCCCAGAGGCGGCUGUGAGGUCCCCUGCGCACGUAGUUGACGGCGGUGCCCUAGUUCCCGCCCCGCUCGCCGCCUCUCCCAGCUCGGUUCUUCGCACCGGCCGGUGACCGAGGUGGCCCUGAUGAGGCCGGCUCAGGGUCCCAUGGCAGUGGCAGAAAUGCUUAUGGACCCUGUACAGUUUUGGCAGGACCGUGUGGUCUUUGAGGACGUGGCUGUGUAUUUCUCCCAGGAGGAGUGGGGCCUCCUUGAUGAAGCUCAGAGACACUUGUACCAUGCUGUGAUGACGGAGAACUUUGCACUUGUGACCUCCCUAGGUUGUUGGCAUGGAGCCCAGGAUGAGGAGGCACCUUCUGAGCAAAGUGUUUCUGUAGGGAUGUCAGAGGUUGGGACUCCAAAGCCAGAUCCAUCCACCAAGAAGGGCCAGCCCUAUGAGAUGUGUGACCCACUGUCCAAAGACCUUUUGCAUCUACCUGAGCAUGACGGAAUGUACCCUGAUGAAGGGCUAUAUAUUUGUGGGGCAAACCUUUUCCAGCAGCAGAAGGAGCAGAUUAGAGACAAACUUUCCAGAAGGGAUGAGGGGCAGCCUUCAUUUCUUACCAACAGCAGCAUUCACUCGGCAGAGAGGACCUUGACAUGCAGCAGAGACGGAAAGGACUUCCCAGGCAGCACAGGCCUUCUGCAGCAGCCGGCCCCUCACAGUGCGGGGAAGCCACACAGGGACACUGAGUGUGGGGAAGCUUUUGAUAGUGGGCAGAGUGAUUACAGGUGCACUCAGUGUGGGAAAGCCUUCCGUCAAAAACAGAUCCUUGUUGAGCACCAGAAAAUCCACACUGGUGUAAGGCCUUAUGAGUGCAGCAAAUGUGGGAUGGCCUUCAUUAGAAAGUUUCACCUUGUUCAGCACCAGAGAAUCCAUACUGGAGAAAGGCCUUUUCAGUGCAGUGAAUGUGGGAAAUGCUUUAGGUACAACUCCACACUCGCUAGUCAUCAGAGAGUUCACACUGGAUUGAGCCCUUAUGAAUGCAGCAAAUGUGGGGAAUUCUUCAAGUACAAUGCCAACUUCAUGAAACAUCAGAGAAAACACAAUGGAGAAAGGCCUUAUGAGUGCAGAGAAUGUGGAAAAUUCUUUAGGUACAACUAUAGACUGAUAAGACAUGGGAGAGUUCACAGUGGAGAACGACCUUAUAAGUGCAGCGAAUGUGGGAAAUUUUUCAGGUACAGCUCCACAUUCAUUAGACAUCAGAGAGUUCAUACUUCAGAAAGGCCUUAUAAGUGUAAUGAAUGUGGGAAAUUUUUUAGGUAUAAUUCCACACUCAUUAAACACCAGAGAGUUCACACUGGAGAAAGGCCUUAUGAGUGCACUGAGUGUGGGAAAUUCUUUAGGUACACAUCCACCCUCAUUAGACAUCAAAGAGUUCAUACUGUAGAAAGGCCUUAUGAGUGCAGCUUGUGUGGGGAAUACUUUAAGUCCAAGUCCAAACUCAUUAAACAUUGGCAAAAUCACACUGGAGAAAGGCCUUACGAGUGCAGUGAAUGUGGGAAGGCGUUUAGGUACCACUGCAGACUCACUAGACAUAAGAGAGUUCACAGUGGAGAGAGGCCUUUCGAGUGCAGCGAAUGUGGGAAAUUCUUUCGGUACAACUCCAACCUCAUUAAACAUUGGAGAAAUCACACAGGAGAGAGGCCUUAUGAGUGCAGAGAGUGUGGGAAAGCCUUUAGCCACAAGCAUAUACUUGUUGAGCAUCAGAAAAUCCAUACCGGAGAAAGGCCUUAUGAGUGCAGUAGAUGUCAGAAAGCCUUCAUUAGGAAGUCCCACCUUGUUCAUCACCAGAAAAUCCACACUGAAGACAAUAUGAGUGCUGUGAAUGUGGGGAAUUCUUUAGAUACAACUCCAACCUCAUGAAGCAGAGAAUUCACAGUGGUAAAGGACUUAUGAAAGGGCCUACUGUAUAGCACAGGGAACUAUAUUCAAUAUCUUGUAAUAACUUAUAAUGGAAAAGAAUCUGGAAAAGAAUUAUACAUAUAUAUAUAUAUAUAUAUAUAUAUAUAUAUAUAUAUAUAUAUAUAUAUAAACUAAAUCACUUAGCUGUACACCUGAAACAUUGUAAAUCAACUACACUUCAAUUAAAAAACAAAAGACCUUACGAGUGCAGAGGUUAUGGUAAAUUAGGUACUACUACAAACUCCUAACACUGGAGAAGUACCUCAUGAGUUAUGUUGGAGUGGGCCUUCUGAGUACAGCGAGCAUGGAAAGUUGUUUUGGUACAGCUCCCCACUCGUUAGACAUCGAGUUCACACCAGACGAAGGCCUUCUAAGUACAGUGAAUGGAAGUCUUCAGGUGAAACUCCAACCCCAUUAAACAUCUGUUUCACAAUGGAGAAAGGUCUGAGUAUAGCGAAUAUGGGCAUAUGUUCAGCCAAAACUCCCACCUCAUUCAGCACCAAAAAGUUCACACCAGAGAGAGUAUUGCGAAUGCAGAAAGACUUCAGCAAAAUGUCUGCUCUAAUCUGUCCCUAAGAACUUUUUUUUUUCUUUGAUUGUGGUAAAAUAUAUGUAACAAACUUUACCCUCUACUUUUUAAAUUGUUGGGUGUAGUGUGUUUAAAAAUUCACAUCUAAUCUCCAGAAUUUUUUUCAUCUUGCAAAAAUGAAACUCUAUACCCCUUAAACAACAUCUCUUUCUACUCCCUCCCUACCUCACCUGGCAACCUCUUUUUUACACUCAGUCGAUGAAUUUGAUUACUCUGGAUGCUUUAUACAAGUAUAAUCAUACAUUUUUCACCUCUUUGCAACUGGCUUAUUUAGCUUAGCAUAAUUUCCCCAUAUUGAAGCAUUUGUCAGCAUUUUCUUCUGUUUUGAGAAGGAAUCAGAAUUGACCUAAGACAUGGGGAAGGGUUCUGAAGGUCAAUACAAGUUUGCCUGAUAUGAUGCUAUUUAGAGAAAGAGGAGAUCCAGAUUUUAUGUGGAAUAUUUAUUAACAGCUUUAUUGAGGUACUGACAUACUCAAUUUCAUUUAUAUUAAAAUUGUAAAAUGUAUUUUCACAUCUGUGUGCACAAUGGGACUAUCACCAAAGUUACGAUAAUGAACAUGUCCAUUACUUACAGAGUUUCCAUUAGCCACUUUGUAUUCUGUCUCUCAAGCCUACCCAAGUUGCCAUCUCCAGGUAGACAUUGUAGUUUCCGUUUUCUAGAAUUUCAUAUAAAGGGAAUCUUACAGGUUUCCUUGUUACGACUGUUUUUACUGAGUGUAUGAAUAUAUUUUUAGUAUUAUUCAUGUGUGUGCAAAGGAAUGACACUAAAUAAGAAUAAGGAAGGCUUUGUUAUGUAUUAGAGCUGCAUUGUUUGUAAGAAAUGUGUUUUUUUUUCUCACAAUCAAUGAGAAAAAGUUGUUUAAAGUGGGAAGUGAAGUUGAAACUAAAUAAUUUAAACUGAAAUUCAGUUUCAUAUGAAUUCAUUAUAAAUGAAAGAAUUUUGAACCAUCUGCGUCAUAUACAAGCUUCCACUGACAUAUUGUUCUAGAUUUUUCUCUUAUUUGGCUUUUUUCUAGUGUCUUUAAGCUGUAUCUUUGUGUCAUAAAGGUUCUUAGGGAAUUUUAAAAAUCAUUUUUUUGUGGUAAAAUUCACUUAACAUAAACUUUAUCAUCUCAUUA
This is a messenger RNA of Balaenoptera musculus (blue whale), 3754 nucleotides long. RefSeq names its product zinc finger protein 548-like. Gene Ontology annotation, molecular function: RNA polymerase II transcription regulatory region sequence-specific DNA binding; DNA-binding transcription factor activity, RNA polymerase II-specific. NCBI's taxonomy places the organism in Eukaryota, Metazoa, Chordata, Mammalia, Artiodactyla, Balaenopteridae. The record is from RefSeq and is a predicted model, not a curated record. The transcript is spliced from 4 exons. Gene Ontology annotation, cellular component: nucleus. Gene Ontology annotation, biological process: regulation of transcription by RNA polymerase II. The coding region runs from base 230 to 2008 and encodes 592 amino acids.